AUGUCUCGGGCUCAGGCAGAAAACGUGAUGAACAUAAUUCGUGAAGUAGUUCAGGAGUGUACGAUGCAGGGACAGUCUGUGUCGGACACUCUGGUGGCUUUCAUGGUGAAAGCUGUAGUGUUAGACCCAAGAAAUGGCUUUAACGUUGAUGGGACACUCACCAAACAAGAUGUCAAAAAAAUUGAAGAGCUGUGUCUGGAUAAACUCAUGGAAAAGUGCAGCCCGUCCCUUGACACAAUCAAAAUGCAAGUGUAUUUUGAUAUGAAUUAUACCUCUCGACGGGAGUUUCUUGAGCAAAUCCAACGGGUGAUGGAAUCCAGACUGACUUCGAUGAGCAGAGAGAUCACCGACAGCAGGGUGAAAACCAGGGAGGAGUUAGACACUCUGUACCGUAAAAUCGUCACCUAUAUUCUGCUGCGCUCCGCCAUAGGCGCCCCUACAGACACCAAAACUCUGCGAGAGGCUACAGCUGCUCUACAGAGCAUUUUCCCUCAGACUGAACUGGGUACCUUCAUGGUGCUCCUAAAGAAAGACAAGGAGCAGCAGCUUGUAGAGCUCACCAUGCUUGUCACUGGGAUCCUGCUCUUCAACAAAGCCAGCAAGAAAGGAGAGGAGGAGUUGGAUGACUUUUUGCCCACAGUUGUCAAUGAAGCUCUUCCUGUCACCAGUAAAAGCAUAGAACAUGAGCUGCAUGUGACACAGAGUCUGGCGUGGAAGUAUACAGUUCUGCUGGAGAAGCUAACAGACCCUGACAUUCACCCCAAACAGUGUGACGUGCCCAUUGUCCUGCUUAAACAGGCUCUCUACAACGUCAGGCAGCAUGAAGUUUUCCUCAAAAUGUUACUGACUGAUGCAGGUUCAUGUAGCAAGCACAUUGACAUCCUGCAGACUGAGCUCUCAUCACAGAUGAAGCAGCUGAAAGACACUGUGCAGUCAAAGACGGCGGUACCAACUGCAAGAGUUUUUCCACUAUUCAAGGUCCUGUCAAAGCUGUGGUCUGGACUUCAGGAUGAGGCUGAGCUUCUGAAUAUUAUCAGUAACAUCGCAUUAAAUCUUCAGCCCUUCCUCGCCUCUCAGGCCAAGAUUUUCUCUGAAGCUUAUCUGGACAGCCUGCUGGAGGCAUCAGAGGUGAAGACAGAUGAGCAGAGACUGACUGAUUCCUCAGAUGAGCGGAUUGAUCCAGAUCAGAUGAAACCACAAGAAUGGCUCCUGCCUGAAACAACAACCAGUUUUGAUGAGCUGCCGUUGCAGUAUAAUGGAUUCUGUGGCUACACACUUGUGAACAGAGAUGGGCUUUUACUUCCAGGUAACCCACACAUCGGAGUGUUGAAACACAAGGAGAAGCUCUAUGUUUUUAGCUCUAAAGAAGCCGCCUUGAAAUUUGCCUCCAGUCCAGAUGACUUUAUUGAGGAGGUGGCAGAAAAAGCCAAAUGCUUUUCUGAACUCAUUCAAUUCUUCAAACUCCACCAGCAGUUUUCCUGUGUCAGUCCAUACUCUGAGUUGCAGCCAGGAGAAAGUUUGCUGGUGAAACCCAUCACCAAGUGUGAGAGCGGCACACAGACUGACAUCCACCCAGUGGAGACAAACAUCGUCAAGUCAUAUGAGUGGAAUGAGUGGGAGCUUCGACGAAAAGCUCUCAAGCUGGCUGAUCUUCGGACCAAAGUGACACACUCGAUGCAGACUGAUCUGAGCCACAUGAGACGGGAAAACACCACUCAGACAUGGCUGCCCAAAGACGCUGCCUGUCAAAGCAAGAGAGACGGUGAGAGCAACGUGCCCAAACCUCAGAUCUACCUGGCAGGUCUGAGGGGACAACGGAACGCACAAGUGGUCAAAACAAACCUGACCAGAUCUGUGGAUGAAUAAGAAAGGUGUGCUGUAACAUUUGACACAAUAAAAGUUAUUCUAAGCA
Messenger RNA from Stegastes partitus (bicolor damselfish), 1912 nucleotides. RefSeq names its product cilia and flagella associated protein 206 (gene cfap206). Gene Ontology annotation, cellular component: axoneme; ciliary basal body. The record is from RefSeq and is a predicted model, not a curated record. Gene Ontology annotation, biological process: regulation of flagellated sperm motility; regulation of cilium beat frequency; sperm axoneme assembly. The transcript has 13 exons. Bases 1 to 1866 code for a protein of 621 amino acids. Lineage: Eukaryota; Metazoa; Chordata; Actinopteri; Pomacentridae.